Molecule: messenger RNA, 2443 nt
Organism: Apis laboriosa (Himalayan honeybee)
Lineage: Eukaryota; Metazoa; Arthropoda; Insecta; Hymenoptera; Apidae
Product: ATP-dependent RNA helicase DDX54
Exons: 12
Coding region: 68-2386 (772 amino acids)
Cellular component (GO): nucleus
Molecular function (GO): ATP binding; RNA helicase activity; RNA binding
Source: RefSeq, a predicted model, not a curated record
AUAGAUAUCAAAUAAAUGUUAAUAUUUACAUGUGUAUUGUUAUCAAAGCAAAUUGUAAAUCUCGAAAAUGAAAAAUAUAAAUAUUGUGGGAUUUGCUGAUCCAAAAGAAAUAAGUGAUAAUGAUGAAGAAAAUGAAAUUAAUGAUAUUAAGAAGAAAGUAUAUAAAAAAUCAGGAGGAUUUCAAUCUAUGGCUCUUAGUUUUCCUAUAUUAAAAGGAAUAUUGAAGCGUGGAUAUAAAAUACCAACACCUAUACAAAGAAAGACAAUUCCAUUAGCUUUAGAAGGCCGUGAUAUAGUAGCCAUGGCUAGAACAGGUAGUGGAAAGACUGCUUGUUUUUUAAUUCCUUUAUUUGAAAAACUUAAAACAAGACAAGCAAAAGCUGGUGCAAGAGCUUUAAUUUUAUCACCUACUAGAGAACUAGCAUUACAGACAUUGAAGUUCAUAAAAGAAUUAGGCAGAUUUACAGGAUUAAAAGCAACUAUAAUUUUGGGUGGUGAUAAUAUGGAAAAUCAAUUUAGUGCAAUUCAUGGAAAUCCUGAUAUAUUAAUAGCAACACCAGGAAGAUUUUUACAUAUAUGCAUAGAAAUGGAUUUACAAUUAAAUAAUAUAGAGUAUGUAGUCUUUGAUGAAGCUGAUAGAUUAUUUGAAAUGGGUUUUGGUGAACAAAUUAAUGAAAUUAUAAAUAGAUUACCAGAAUCAAGACAAACAUUAUUAUUUUCUGCAACAUUACCUAAACUUUUAGUAGAUUUUGCAAAGAUUGGUUUAAAUGAUCCUGUUUUAUUACGUUUAGAUGUAGAAAAUAAAAUACCAGAACAAUUAACACUUUCAUUUAUAAUAUGUCGACCAGAACAAAAAUUAGCAAUAUUGUUAUGUUUAUUAAAAAAUGUUAUUAAAAAUAAUACUCAAACAGUAAUAUUUGCUGCAACAAUGCAUCAUGUUGAAUAUAUUCAUCAGAUAUUAGAAAAAGCAGGAAUUUCUAAUACAUAUAUUUAUUCAAAUUUGGAUGCAUCAGCUCGAAAAAUAAAUGCAGCUAAAUUUCAAACUAAUAAAGUCCAUGUUUUAAUAGUAACAGAUGUUGCAGCACGAGGUUUAGAUAUUCCACAUUUAGAUAAUGUAAUUAAUUUUAAUUUUCCUGCAAAGUCAAAACUUUUUGUACAUAGAGUAGGUCGUUGUGCACGAGCAGGUCGUACUGGUACUGCAUAUAAUAUUGUUAGUCCAGAUGAAUAUGCUUAUUUGCUAGAUUUACACCUUUUUCUUGGACGUUCAUUACAUAUUGUACCAUCUUCUGGAUCCAUACAAAAUACAGAUGGUAUUAUUGGUAAAAUGCCACAAGCAAUGAUAGAAGAAGAACUUGCAGAGUUAAUAAAUUGGCAUAAUUGUUCCACGGAUCUUAAAAAUAUGGAAAAAGUUUGCAGUAAUGCAUAUAAACAAUAUAUUCGAUCACGACCUGCAGCAUCAUCAGAAAGUAUUAAAAGAGUAAAGGACUUACAUAUAAGUGAAGCAGGAGUUAUACCAGAAUAUUCUGAUGUUUCUUCAAAUACUAUGAAUUUAUUAUCAAAAAUAGUAAAUUACAGACCACAAGGAACAAUAUUUGAAAUUGGAGCAAAGACAUCCUCUAUUGAUUAUCAGGUUAUGAAAAAAAAACGUACAUUACACAAAGAAAAUAUUAUAAAUUUUCACAGAAAAGCAGAUGAAUUAAAAAUUAAAAAAAAAUCGGAAGAUUUAUCAAGAACAGUGGAUCUUCCAUCAAGUACAACUGAUGAAAUCAAUACAGCAUUUAAUACAAUUGUGCUUCCAAAGAAAAGAAAUCUCGAUGAUUUGUAUAAACGUAAAAAGAAAAAACGAUCAAUAAUACGAGAUGAAGAAUUUUUCAUUCCAUAUUACGCUCCCGAUAAACAUACAGAAGAAGGUUUAGCAGUUAAUUCUUUUAAUACGGAAGCAGAAAAAGUGCAAAUGGAUUUAACUGCUGAUAAUGAAGAAUCUCAACGAUUACAAACACAAAUUAAAAAAUGGGAUCGUAAAAAAAAGAAAAUAAUUACUAUUAACAAUGAACAAAAUGUUCGUAAAAUACGAACAGAGUCUGGAGUUUGGAUACCUGCUAGUUAUAAAUCAAAUCGUUAUUCAACUUGGAAAGAAAAAAGCAAAGUUGAUGUUACAAAUGACGAUAACAGUGAAGAAGAAUCUUCACAAAUACAGAAAUUGAAAACAAUAGCUAAUACACAUUGGGCGCGACACAAUCAAAAGAUAAAAGAAAAAAUUAAAAGAAAUAAUGAAUUGAAGCGGCCAGAACAAAUUCUAAAAGCACGUAAAUUGCUUGAUCAAAGACGUAAAAGAAACGGUCGAAAAAAUAAAAGAAAUCAGAGAAAUAAUAGAAAGAAAUAUUAGAAACAAUUUAACAUAUUUAUAUAUAUGUUUCAAAUAUUGAGAAUAUGUUUUGCAAUA